Molecule: messenger RNA, 3112 nt
Organism: Mycena citricolor
Lineage: Eukaryota; Fungi; Basidiomycota; Agaricomycetes; Agaricales; Mycenaceae
Source: the annotation of a GenBank genome assembly
GCUCCCUCCCUCACAAUUCAUCUGUCUGUAUUCGUUGUCCAGCACCGUGUCUCCACUGCCGAUUGAAACCAAACAUAUACUUGUCACUGCGUCGGCCCGAACCUGAGAGAUCACAAGGUCGCGCAUCACAAGAUGCUGGCUUCCUUCAACGCCUUCCCCUCCGCACGUUUUACGCGGUAGAACUUCGGAAGCCGUUUCGGCGCUCAUCUCAUGACUGGAAUUUGAUCGCCUGGGGACACUUAAAUUGGAGGCAUAUACCAGCGAAACUCUUUGCUGCACGACAUGUUUGCACACCUCUCCUCGGUUCUGCUCACUGCGGCUGCUCUUGUCUUGGUUCAAGGCAAGAAGUUCGGCGUCAAACCAGGACAAAUCAAGAAUCUGGUGACAUUUGGGGACAGUUACACGGACGUGGUUAGCACUGGCGACCAAGGCGUGGCUUGGCCAGUAUACGCCGCCGACUACGCAAAAGUCGCGCUCCAUCCUUUCGCCCGGUCCGGGGCCACUUGCUCCAAUAAUUUGACCUCCCGCCCGUUCCCACCGGUUUUCGGAAGUCAGAUUCCUCUGUAUCUCGCUGAAACAUCCAAUGGCUCUCUCGUUCUGCCUGCGGAAGAGACGGUUUACACGUUGUGGAUUGGAACCAACGAUUUGGGUGUGUCUGCGUUGUUGACUGGUGGACAAACACCCGGCGUGUCGCUGGUGGAUGUGACACAGUGUAUGGUCAAUUGGGUCACGACCUUGUAUCAGAACGGAGCUAGAAACUUCAUCUUCCAAAAUAUGAUCCCGCUGGAACUUACCAUCCUGUACAAUGCGCACUCCUAUCCGAACCGCUACUGGACAUUCGAACGCAACACAACAGAAUGGAGCAUUCUCAUGACGGAAAUGUCUCGGUCUGGAAACAGAAUGACCCAAUUAAUGCUCCAGGCACUGGCGCCGACUCUCAAAGAUGCACAUAUAGCUCUCUUUGACUCACAUUCCUUGUUCCAAGACAUGUUCGACCAUCCAGCCAAGUAUCUCAAUGGAACAGCUCCUCUCAAUGUCACUGGAUGCUGGAACUCCUGCGUUGCACCCCUCGGCGGUGGCACUCUGAACUGCACAGUCGCCCAUGGAACCGAUCGGGACAGUUUCCUAUGGGCUGAUGAGCUUCAUCCGAGUGAACAAGCAGACAGGAUUGUGGCGAGGGAAAUUGCGUUGACGCUUGAGGGCAAGGACAGUCAGUGGACGACCUGGCUGAGCUGAAUGUCGUACUUUCUUGUUGUAAACGGGCUGUGCAUUGGCGAUCUAAGCGGCGCGAUCGUAGUGCGCAAGACUCGAGGCAGAUCAAACCACGUUGCUUCAUGCCCGUUCAGAACCUUGUUCUCACUUACUAAAAAUGCCCUUCUGUACUCUCUUUCUACCACAUCCUUGCUCCAAUUUUUCGCAAUGGCUACCUCGUUUGUGACCACAACCACUAUCCAGGAGAUCGAAGAGCAUGAUGGAGACCUUGAGGAAGAGAUUGACAUCUACGCGGACGCGCCGAGUUUGCCGGUCACAUUUAUCCCGCAACUCUUCCUCCAGCGUCGUAUCUGGAUCUUGGAUAUCCUUCGUAGGGAGAGCAUAGUCGACGUCCUGGAUGUCGGCUGCGGUGAAGGCCAGUUGCUCUCAGUUCUAGCGCAACCUGCGCCUUGGCUGCCUCCGCCUCCACCUUCACUGCUACCAAGCAAUCUAAAUAUUGUCUACCAACCUGAAGUUCCCGACCUACAUCCGAGGAGGAUCGUUGGACUCGACAUCGAUGAGAACGAACUACUGUUUGCAGCCAAAGGCAUUCAACCGCCUGACCCUCGCGAUGGAGAAUUCUCCAAGUUCACCGCGCCGCUCACCCGAUGGCAGGACCUCAAUGCGAAAGUAUGGAAAGGCGGUUUGGAAGUGUUCAAUCAGGAUUUCGUGGGCGUGGAGUGCAUUGUGUGUACCGAGGUCAUAGAGCAUCUUCCUCCUGAUGUUUUCCCUGCCCUAGCGCCGAUGCUGCUUGGUGUCUAUCAUCCUAAGCGCCUCCUGCUGACGACACCCUCCUACACUUUCAAUGAUCGCUUCACGCGUCCGGGCUCCUCGCGUGCUACCAGAGCCCGGCAGGCUUUCGAAGACCCCACUGGAAGAACCGACCGCCUCUUCCGGCAUUCCGAUCACAAAUUUGAGUGGACCGUGGCCGAAUUCGAGACUUGGUGUCGUGCGUCGGCUGUUGAGUGGGGUUAUGAGCUGGAGGAGAUGGGCGGUGUCGGUCAGCCAUGUGAAGAAGAUCCAUGGGGAAGAGAGAAAGAGCUUGGAUAUGCCUCGUUGGUGGUGUCGUUCAAACGCGCGGAUGAUGACGAGGUCAAGCUGGCGGAUAAAGCCGGGCAAGCCCGAGCAGUUCUCGAGUCUCUCAACCUGCCUCAAGGACCCGCGCACUCGGUGGUUGCUGAGCACGAACACCGCGCGCACGAACGCUCUGGGCGGCUGCCUACUCCCCAGUCUAUACACACAAUCGGAGAGCUGGUCAAGUCCAAAAUGGAGUAUUCGCGCGAGGCUCUCGUCAACCUGGAGCAAAUGUGGCUGCUCGAACCUGAAUUGGCGAAGCUAUGUGGUGGAUGGCUGGAAGUGUUGAUCUGGGCCGUCGAGGCACACGAAGAGUUGAGUUUACUGCGGGGGGAGGGAACACUCGACUGGGCCAUCGAGCUUGUCGGAGGGCUGACAGAAUCGCCGGUGCUUUGGAACGAGGCGGACACAAGUGUUGAUCUGAUUCCACCGGGUUGGAUUCCCGGCCAUGAUUUGGAUGAGCCGAUGGAAAGCGACAGCUUUUCAUCCACUGGUGCUGACGACGGCGACGAUGACUCUUGGGACGGGUCUGUAACGGAAGACCGUGGGGACGAAAACGACGCGAUAUCCAUUCUGGCGGCUCACGAAGAUGAUGAGGAGAACGAGGUCCCUCCUUGGGGCAACACUGAAGAAGUGUGGGGCAAAACUGAAGGCGGUUGGGGCGAUGCUGUAUAAUCUUUCCUGUAUUUAUUGCAGAAUCCGCAUGUUCCAAGAUCAGAUCCAUGCAAGAUAGAUAAACAGUGUUGAUGGACCUGAUAUAUCCGAGUGAGGGAAUGUCCACCGGCUG